This is a messenger RNA of Portunus trituberculatus (swimming crab), 1908 nucleotides long. RefSeq lists its product as uncharacterized. Bases 798 to 1550 code for a protein of 250 amino acids. The record is from RefSeq and is a predicted model, not a curated record. Lineage: Eukaryota; Metazoa; Arthropoda; Malacostraca; Decapoda; Portunidae. The transcript is spliced from 5 exons.
CAGAAAUCUGAAUCAGCGACGCGAAUUUAGCAAGAGAAGGGGAGACAGGAAGGCCGCAAUCUGUCCGUCAGUCUUGGGGGCGAAGCGAUGCGUUGUAGGUCUGACCGCGGCGCACGUGGCGGGAAGAGGAGUGGCGGGCUGACUUUCUUCCGUGUUUAGUCUGAUUUCCCUUGUGUAGUGCUUGCUGGGAGUAUCCUGCAGGCGCGCCAAGUACGACCAAGUGUUCAAGAUAAGGGAAAGAGGGGCAAGAAUUGAGUGCAAAGAGAAUAAAUAAACAGAAAAAAUAUACCACGAGGAGGAGGCAGCAGGCCAAGUACUCUUCUGAAGUUGACAGUGAGAAAGAGUAGUGGCCUGGAGGAAGUGGAAAACUCAAUAAUAAAGAAGAGGAAAGGGAAGUAGACAAUAGUGGAAGCGAAGGACGAGCAACAACGGCAAAAAAAAAAAAAAGCAAAGUUAUAUAAAGAGCAGAUUAUUGAAGGUAGAGGAGUAGGAAGAGUCACCCUCCGCCUGUCACAGCUCCUUAGAAGUGCUGCACCGUCACUGUGUCAAGGUUGUUGCUGAAGAACGAGACGGAUUGAAGAGAGGACGCCUGCCACACCCGCCACUACCCGCCCCGCCCCGCUCUGCCCCGCCCCGCCCCACGCCGCGCCGCGCCACACCACGCCGCAGGGAGCAGCACGUCACCUCCAGUGUCACACACACACACACACACACACACACACACACACACACACACACUGCUAAGCUAAGCAUCGAACAGACAAAAAGGUACAAAACCUAGAAACAAAACAAUCAAAAUGAACGGACGGGGCAAGUCUAUACGUCUGUGCGUGGUGUUCGUGAUGGCUGGCGUCCUGACAGUGAUGUGUCUGACGCGCACCACCGUCACCAUCCCCACCAGCGUCAGCCACUACCUUGAUAUUGUGAUUGCCAUCCUGAUGGUGGUGCUGAUGCUGUGCGUACUGGAGCUGUGCCUGGGCGUGGAGCUGUGCAGCGACCCCUGCUGCUGUUGCUGCUGCUCUCGUGACGCCGAAGCGCAGGACAGGAGCACCCAGCUCACCACACCUGACUACUGCCAGGCCCCGCCCUCCUAUGAAGUAAUUAUGAUGCAGGGCGGGUCGGGAAGCCAGGCUGGCGGGUCACGGACAGCAGGAAGGUGGGGGUGGGGGAGAGGGAGAGGGGGCAAUGACGAGCCUCUCAAACGUGACUUCAGCGUCUAUUUCAAGCGCCAUCUUCCCGAAGACUACAUCACCCCGCCCAUGCGACCAUUCGUCACUCCCGGCGCCAGCGAGACGUCCAUCAUCUCCGCCAGUGAGCUGUGGCUGACGGUGGACGGCCUGCCCACCUAUGAGGAGGCGGUGGCGCGCCUGCGGGAGGAGGAGGAAGAGAUGGUGAUGAAGCUGCAGGAGGAGGUGGCGGCGCAACGUGAGGAAGAGGAGGCGAGGACGCGGCUUCAGGAAGAGGGGCUUGUGGCGCAGCAAACGGAGGAGGCGGCGGCGCAACCUCAGUCGGAGUUAUUAGCGCGGCAUCAGGAUUAUGGGAGGGGAUGAACAGACUCCGCACCAUCACAUUGACGGUGACCAUUAGUUACAAUUAUACCAUGGCAGUAUCGGGAGGCAUGUGCCGUGCUAUCUUGAGGCUGGCCGAGCCUUGCGCCGUGUGCUCACGCGCAACCUCAUGUUAACAGUGUACAGUACCAUGUUUGACAGCUGGAACACGACUCCAGCUACCCACACUGAAUAAUUCAUUGUUGUUUGGUUACUUGAAUGUGUGGCUGAGUGUGCUACAUAUACGCCUCGGCAAUUAAUAUCCAAAUGUAUAAAACUGACACAAGACCACCAUUCCAUUGAACCUCAACUAAGUUUUGGAAGAGUAAUACAGUGUCAAGCAUUAAAUGUGCAAACAUCA